Enterobius vermicularis (human pinworm) is the source of this 1797-nucleotide messenger RNA. NCBI's taxonomy places the organism in Eukaryota, Metazoa, Nematoda, Chromadorea, Rhabditida, Oxyuridae. The record is from the annotation of a GenBank genome assembly.
AUGACAGAUGCUCAGUAUUCUCCAUUAACUGCUGCGCUUGUCCGGACUCUGUCCGAUAAACUGUACGAGAAAAGAAAAACUGCCGCUAUGGAUAUUGAAAAGCUUGUUCGUGACUUGGUUCAAACGAACCAGCUUUCUCAGCUUGAAAAGCUCUUAUCCGUGUUAAAAAGUUUAACUUUAUCGCAAAACAGGAAUACCAAAAAGGGAGGUUUGCUGGGUCUUGCUGCUGCAGCUGUUGUUCUUGGGAAAGGUAUAGCUGAUUAUACCGCUCCGUUAAUUGAGCCCGUUCUUCCAUGUUUUAGCGACCAAGACUCGCAAGUUCGGUAUCACGCGUGUGAAUCGCUGUACAAUAUAGUUAAAGUAUGCAGAACUUCUGCGUUGAGCCACUUUAACGUCCUUUUCGAUGUUUUAUGGAAGCUGUCGGCAGAUUCUGAUGUUAAUGUAAGAAGCGGAGCCGAGGUAUUAGAUAGAUUAUUGAAGGUAAAUUUAGAUCAGUGUUUAAAUGAUAUUGUGAUUGGUGCCGGUUCCUUUGAUGUCUCCCAAAUUAUGGUACUAAUACGGGAAAGAAUUUAUUCACAGAAUAGUUCUAAUCGCAGAUUUAUUGUUUCUUGGUUGUCUGCUUUGCUUACUGCGCCUGAAAUCUCAAUUUUGGAGUAUAUACCGGAAGUUUUGGAUGGUGUUUUUCAAAUGCUCGGCGACCCUCAACCUGGUUUACGCGACGCUACUGAAGCUGUUCUAGGACAGUUUCUAGAAAGUAUUAGUAGUGCUGAUGAAAAAGACAAUGUGGAGCUUGGGACGAUGGUUAAUGUUUUAAUUUUACACAUCUGUAAUGUAAGCAAUGAAAUUGAGAGGAAAAUUGCUUUAUUAUGGUUAGCUCAAUUUCUUCAAAUGCGUUCUACACAAUUACUUCCAUAUUUGUCUGGGUACCUGACUGCAGUUUUACCGUAUUUGGACGACCCUGAGUUGAAAGCGAAUGAUAUCAAUAAAGUCCUGUUGGACUUAUACACAGAGGACACUGAAAUUGAAUUAGAAGCUGUUAUUGAAGUGCUUUUAAAACAUCAAAAGCAUGCCAAACGUGAAACUAGAAUAGCUGUGCUGAGAUGGUUAAAACAUAUCCACACGAAAGCGUCCUCAAAGCUUUCCCCAUAUAUGGAUAAGAUUUUUCCUCUGCUUUUUUCUAUGCUGCUUGAUAGCUGCGAUGAUGUUCUUUUACUUGACUUGCAAAUCUUAUGUGACAUUUGUGACAAAGACAAUCCAGAACUUGCAAAUUUCGAGGCGCCAUACCUUAAUGAUUUGAUGAAAAAACAGCUUGUAGGUAUUUCGCCACAUUUAGUACGCUUUGCUGUUAGUUUGCUCACUAUGUUCCGUAAGGAUGCCCAGCUGUUGGACGAUCGAGGUGUUUUAAUUAUACGGCAGUUGUGUCUGUUGCUUGAUCCCACCCAUGUAUUUCGGUGCCUCUCAGUGUUGUUACUUCAUGAAGAUAAUGUACAAUUUCUUACCCAGAUGAUUUCAAUUUUGAACGGUAUUCUGUUUACUGCGACUGAGCUGUACGAAAUGCGAAUUAAUUUGAAAUAUCUGAACACAGCAGAAAGUGCCAGCCUAUUCGAAUGCUUGUAUCGUUGCUGGUGUCAUCAGCCUAUCGCAUUAUUAGGUUUAUGUAUAAUGUCACAGAAGUAUAAGCAUGCUAGUGAUUUGGCGAAGUGUUUAUCGAAAGUUAACAUUACUGUUGAUGUUCUAGUGGAAAUUGACAAGCUGGUGCAGCUUAUUGAGAGUCCAAUUUUAGCAUGUUUGGCUUAA